This is a messenger RNA of Caenorhabditis auriculariae, 36145 nucleotides long. The record is from the annotation of a GenBank genome assembly. Lineage: Eukaryota; Metazoa; Nematoda; Chromadorea; Rhabditida; Rhabditidae.
AUGGACGCCGAAGCCACGCCCACACGUAUUGGAAUCGUCUCGUUGAAUUUGCGGCAGAACAGACACACACACUGUGCUGCGUUCGGACUGGUCGCCUCGGCUCUCCUAUUCCGACUUUCCUUCCCCCUUCCCCCCUUAGGAUUCUGGAGGCUCUUAGUCAGUCUUAGGUCUACUUAGGAUCCUUUUGAAGAAGCUUUGAAAUCUUAAAAGCUUCAUAAGGUAUCUAAAAUGGCUUAGAAAGCUGAUAAAUGUUUUUGGAUUGGCUCCGUAGUGCUCUGGAGGUUCAUGAUUAGAGACAAAACUUCAGAAAUUUGAUCAAUUCCUUAAAAAAUAUAAUUAAAGGCACAAAGAAGCUUCAUGAUGUAUUUAGAACUGUUUGAAAGGACUGAUGAAGUUUUUGAAACGUUUUCUAAUUUUGAAUUGAUCUUGAACUUUUGAAAUUUUGUAGGGUUCCCAAGAAUUUCAAGUAUUUGUGAAGUUUUUUGGUGCAGAGUAGCGAUAAAAUUCUUCUUUUUCAAUAUAUUGAUUCAUUGAAACAGACUUUAGUGACCCCUAGGAGUCCGAGAAAGUUUUCAGAUUGAAUUUUUUUCAUUUUUUUGGAAGUUUUUCGGAAAUUCAAAAACUGUUUUUCGUUUCUUGAGCGCUCAUUGAGCUUUUUUUGAUGCUUUCCAGAAAAGAAAAAAAUUUAUUUCAAAAAUUUCAGAAAGCUUUUUAAAGUUUUUUUAGAAGCCUGAGAACGAUUUUGGAUUGUUUUCUAAGGUUUUGAAAUCCUUAAAAAGUUUUUUGAGUCACCAGAAAAAACGAAAUUUUUUUUUCGAAAAUUAGAAAAGCAUGUUAUCACACGAAAAAUUUGGCAAAAAUUUCGAAAAUUCUGCGAGUUUCUAGAAGCCUUCGAAUAGUGCUCAAAAUGCUGAUUUUUCAUUAUAUUCCGUAUUCGGAAGCCUGUGAAAAAAGUUAUGAUAUCUGAGGUUGAAAAAAAAAAAUCAAGGUAUCUACCAGUGAGCUCAUUUUGGAUGGUAGAUAUAGCUAGUAAAAAAAUUGAGCUGAAUUUUUGAAUGUGCUCCUAUCUUAAAAGAGUACCAGAGAUCUCUGAACUGUGGCGCCUCAAGGCGCGCUCUAGUUCUUCUCAGCCGCAUUCUGUUUCUUCACUCUCUGAUUGCGAGAGAACGACAAAAUAACAUGCGGCAGAGAAAUAUGUGGAAGGGCCUUUAGGCAUCCCAGUUUAGAGAGGAGCCUUCUGAUAAGUCUUAACUGGAUCAAUCUAGCUCCUUUUUCAACUUCGAGUUGUCAUGGCUUUUCUCAUAGACCUUUUUGGUAGUUUUCAACAUGCUUGUGCGCCAAGCGGGUCUUUCCCGGAACUUAUUUUUCGCCAAAAAGCCCCCAAGCCAAGCUUCAAAAAUGAUUUCUAUUCUAAUCUAAUAGAAAUUUUCACCAUAAAAUUCUUCACUUAAUUCAUAGCUUCUGUUAUGGCCGGGGCACCAAUAGGCUAUCGGGCCAGCCCGGUUUUUGAGCAAAAGUUCGUAAUCAGCGUAAAAAAUGCUUUUAGAUGAUUUAGUGAUUUUAGAAGAGUUAUAAGAGUUCAUAGUGAAUUUCCUAGUUGGAAUCGCCUCCAGACCUAUAUGUUCUUUCCGGCUCCGAAAAAAACUCUGACAAAUAUUCAACAUCGAUUCUUUUCCGUUCCGAAUCGAAUCGACAUGAUUGGCUCCACCCAUUUCGAUUGUUUGGCCACGCCCCCUUUCCGCCAUCGCCGCCGCCGCCGACGUCCGUUGGAAGUUUGGGUCUCGCAAUUGUUCUUGCCAGAUCUAAUAUUUUCAACGGACGUCGUCUGGCCCUGAUUCUUUCUUUUUCUUGAUUCCUUUCGAAAAUUUGUUGCUGCAAGCCUGAUUUUGUGAUUACUUGAGCCUAUAUUUUUGGAAAUCACUUUUUUGAACUUUCUUUUAGAUGGUUAUCAUCUAAAAAAUUGAAUUUUUGGGUUUAUCAGUUCAUUUUCUGAGUUAGAAUAGUAUGAUAGUUCACCUCCUACAGAUAAGAAAAAAUUCAAGGGCUUUGAAAAUUUUUUGACCUGUCAGAUUUUUCAUAUUUUAGAUCAAAACUUGUACAGAAAAUCCUUUGAUUCUCUCAAAAUCAUGACCAAAUCGUAGCCCCAUCCCCCUCCAAUUUACGAUCACUUUGAAAAUAAAUAAAGGCUCCUAUAUUGAUUGCAAAACGUUUAUCAGUGGCUAGCAGAAGCAGCAUUGGAUUUUUAUCAAUACCACUCAUUGGGUGCUACGGGAAACGUACUCUUUUUCCCUCUUUUUUCCCAUCUAUCUAAGGCCCAUCGGGCUGAGGCUCAAGUGCUAAUCUCACCGCCACGGUGUUGCUGGUGAGAUUCUCAUUUUUGCCUCGAACCGAGCUUGGCCGAGUUUUUUUUGUGUUUUUUUAUGGUUUUUCAGGUGCAAUGGGACUAAAAUUGUUCCUUUAGAAUUGUGAUGAAUUUUCGAUUUUUUCCGAAUAAAAAGGGCAAAAAUCCGUUGUGAAAUCGAAUCUGUAACCAUUGUUCUUGUGGUUUGAAGUAAACCGGUUAGACGAAGAUUUUUUCGAAUUUUUGAAAUCUGAUGGGUUUGAAGAGGAAAUUGGGACCUUAAAGACGUUUCUGAAAAGUUGAAGCGUACAAGCUGACGAAAAAAAGGUCCUGAAACGAUUGAUUGAAGAGAUAGUGCCUGGUUAGUGGAGAGUGCAGACAGGUUGCACAUUUUCGGGUCCCAAACUGUCUGGGGAUCGACUAUAAAUACUUCUUUUAAUGGAUAAAGAUAAUUAGACAAUGAAUAUAGUGCUUAUAAGAGGUUUUUCCCUGAUGUAAAUCUCACUGGAAGACCCGAGAAUUUGAAAAAAGUUUCAAGAAUUUUUCAAACUUUGUUAGAAGGACACGCAAUGAAAAUAUGGGGGUUUUUUAGCUCAGUAAAACUUUGGACGCCCCGAAAAAUAACCAGAAAAAAGAACAAUAACAGUUUUUCCAGGCGGCACCAGUGACGGAAGACGUGUACCUGGCGUCGGUCCUCUACACCGUCGACCGAUUAAUUCGCGUCUGCGGCGGCUGCAACAACCCCCGACCUCGGCUCUCCACCACCGGCCUUCAUUUCAACCGGAAACCGCACAACUUCCACGCACGUUGCAUUCCGGAGAACCCGACAGACUCGCAGAAGGAGGAGAACACCGUCGUCACCCAGAUCCUCGAGCAAAUCGUCCGCUGGGACACGCCCGACGAGCACGGAGCCCCCCGAUCGUGUGUCCCGACCAAGAGCGGCAAGUCGCCGUUCGUCACCGUUUACCAGCACCUCUUCUGCGUCACCAAUGCGAUGAAGCACGCUCCGAAAGAGAUUUAUGCGAUCGGGCCGUUUGCCAAAGGUGCGGAGGGUUUAGAGAAAGAAGCUUUUUUGGAUUGAAAGAAGGGAAUUCGAGAUUUGAUAGAUUCGAAACGUAAUGGAAUUUGAUAGUUUCUCAGAAACGUUUUUUUCUGAGGUGUAGGCGCCAGCUCGACGUGAUUUUUUUCUGCGAGCUACAGGAUCUCUUCCUUGACCCUGUGCAUGCGCCUUUAGUAACACAAACAUUUUGAGGCGGAGUUAAAGGCGCAUGCCCAGAGACACCUCACGCGCAUUCGAGAAAGUAGCUUUGAAGGAAAAAAAAAUGCAUGCGCCUUUAAUAACACAAAACUUUUUCGGCUGAAAUAAAGGCUUAUGAACAGAGACAAAUCGUGUACAUCGAGGAAUAGGGUACUCUAACUCUGAGAGGAAAAACGCAUGCGCCUUUAAUAUAACGAAAAAUUUAAGGCUGAAUUAAAGGCGCAUGAACAAAGAUGACACGCGCGCUUCGGAGAAGGGGUACUGUAGCUUUGAAGAAAAAAGUGUAUGCGCCUUUAAUACAACAUAAGUCUCUACUGGAAAAAUGCAUGCGCCUUUAAUGAAAUAACACUUUUGAGACAGAAUUAAAGACGCAUGUAGAGGGAAAUAUCACGCGUAUCGGAGAAACGGUACUGUAGCUUUAAACGAGCUCAAAAACACUUUGAAAAGAUAAAAACUGCUUCGAGACAUCCCGUUGAAAAAGAGGUUUUGAAUCGAAAGUUUGUACAAGCUCAGAAAGAGAAUAUAAGAGAACAAUUUGAAAAAAAUGUUUUUUCUGGAAAAAAAAUAUUGAAUAAAAUUGUGUUCUAUUCUCUGUGUUACUUUGAUUCCAGAGUGGACCUUUUCUCUCUUUCUGUGGGUUAAGUUUUUGAAAAACAGGUUCUUUUUUGGAAAAAGAUCAACUUCGAGGCUCUGCUUCAUUAUUCGCCAAAUUGAGACACUUUUCGCUUCUCGCAGCGGAAUAGUGCGCAAAGAGAAGAGAUGUAGACAUUUCUACAGUCAUUUUUGUCCCAAGCGAACGCCAAACGGAGUAAAUGUAUACUAUUCAAAUGAAGAACGGAAUUGAUACGAGUUUCCCAUUCUCUUUUUUCCUUGCUCAAUCGAACCGCCGUUCCCAUGUUUAUACACGUACGGCGGCGAAUGGUGAGAAUAUUGAAAAAAGAAAGAAAUUUGUGUUGUGCAGAGAGAAAUCGUACGUUCCGCUAUCGAUUGAGGGGCCUUUUUGGAACAUUUUAUGAUGAUUUUGAAAAGAAUAAGAUGUUUUUGAAUGAGUUUUUUUGAAAAUAUGAAAUCACAAUGCUUCUUCACACUCCGGAGAACAAUAUUGGAAAAUUUUUUCGGGACAUAGUCAAUUUUAAAUGGCCCAAAGCGUCGCGGUUGCGCUGCGUUUUGCCCCUAAAACACAUGUAAUUUUCAAAUUAGGACCAAUAUUAUUAUUAUAUACAAUUUAUUUGAAUCUCAAAAAAGACUAUCAUGGGCAAAUCAGAAAAUGAGCUGCUUACAUGGAAGGUCAUUUUUGCGUAGGGUUUGGAAUUUUUUGAAAAUUUGCUCAAACAAUCUUUGAUGGACUGGGAAUCGAUUCCCUAUAGCCGCUAUCUGCGCAAACUUUUCGUUUUGAAGAUAUGAUUUUUUAAAGUUUUUGUCCUUAACCACGUGACAAUGUUCGGAAGGAAUGUAUCCGCAGCACAAGUCAUUGCAUGGCAGCUAGGAGCGUGGUGCAGUGGCUAGCGCGGUAGCCUGCGAAGCCUAUGAUGAAGGUUCGACUCUUUUGCGGCUAUCGUUCUUCGCCAUUAUUUGUUUUGAAGGAUUAUGAUGAAAAUGUUGAAAUAUCAUGAUUGAAGACAUUCCAAAACCGUUCGAUGGCCAUUUUCUGCCAAAAAAAAGCUUUUUUUUCACAAAAUUUUAUUUUUGAAAAUUUCGUUUGCGCAGUUAGCGGCUAUGGGGAAUCGAUUCCCAGUCCAUCAAAGACUGUUUGAGCAGAUAUUCAGAAAAUUCCAAACCCUACGCAAAAAUGACCUUCCAUGUUAGGAACUCCAGAGUGGUCCCUUGGGGGCCCUUCACCUUACCAACCCCUAUAGGGGCCACUAAAGAUAGCAAAAGCGCUAAACCCCUAUAGCGACCGCCUAACCCCUUUACCCCUAUAAUGAGCACUUUUUUGUCCCCUAUAGACGCUGUUUUUCUCUUAAUCCCCAUAGGGGCCACCCUGUCAUUAGUAAGAAGUAAAGGGCUCAUUAUUCGUACUUUAAACCCCUAUAUGGGCCACUUUUUCGGCCUCUAUUGGGGUUGUUUCCCCUCUAAGCCCUAUAGGGAUCACUCUGAAAUUCCUAAGCAUUUUCUUCCUUCUGUACUUGAAAUUACGCUUAAAAAUAAAUCGAUUUCCGCCAGAACUAAAAAAAAUUUGACGAUAACCGUGAAGCGGCUAAUAAUUCUAUUACGGCUCUAAAUCUUAAAAAAUUUACUGUUACAUCUUGAUAAAGUUUAAAGGCGCAGGGCGGGGCUUUAAUCAUUUUUUAAAUUUUCGUCGUAAAUGGAAUAAACCAGGUGGUGAACAAGAACUGCUUGGAAAGUUUUUUUUUUGUUUUUACAGGCCCAAGAGAACUUUUAUAUGGAAGCUAUACAUGUCAUAGAACGCAUAAAAAAUUAUUUUUGAUGAACUGAGGGGUUUAACUAGGCUUUAGAGUUAAAUUAUAAUUUUUAGAAACUAAAUAUUCUUGUUCAUUCUGUUCAGAAUAUGUUAUUUAUGGGGACAACGUUCGGGGCGCCUUCUUUUUCUGUUUGCAAAGCUGUUUAUCUCCGAAAAUGACGUAUGGAACGAGGUGCGGGGGCGUUUUCGAUACUAUAAUUAGCGGGGGUGUGGGAAUUUCUGUAGGAAAGUUGGAAAAAUAAGAAAACAGUGGUGACUUCAAUCACAUAAGGUCCAAAAAAACAAGCUUAUAUUUUUUUGGUGACGUCGGAAGUUAUAAAUUCAGCAUUGGUUUUUGCAGUAAAUUCAGCAUUGGUUUUUAUCAAUAAAAAUCCGAAUUUAAUAAUUUUUAAAUAUAAAAAGUCUUGAAAAAGGCAAUGAUCUUGAAAAUAUUGCUGAACAGUCUUUUUUUAUUUACGAAGAUCUUACUGUACGUAUCAGAAAGACAAAGAAAAAAAAAAUUCAAAAAGGCUUUUUCCUUCCCAAAAAUGACAGAUCUCUGUCCAUACUCUAUUCGUCUUUACCUUGAUGAAAAAUAAAGACUGUAGAAGCGUCUAAAUCUCUUCUUUUUGCAUGUUAUUUUGCUUUUCUGACUUUCGAUAAUGAUACUUUGAUCCAGCGGUGAAUGAACUACAGGGUGCGAAAUAAAUAUUGAAACGGACUUUUUUUUAAAGCUUGAUUCCUGUGAAAAAGCUCAGAAGCUCUUGAAAAUCUGCCUCUUUAAAAAAAAUAGGACCUUCAUGUCCUAAUCAAACUCUUAUAGUAGUGUAUAGUUCAAUCAGAAAAAAUUCUUCAUAAAAAAAAAACGUCUUCAGAUGUCCUGAACACGACCCACUGCACAGACAUGCUUCUGGCGCCGUUGACCAUCGAGCUGGAGAUGCUCUCCGACGUCUCCUUCAACGUUGUCAGCAAGAAGUUUUGGGCCGACACGGCCAAAGCCGUCGAAAAAAUUACGGAUCACCCGGAUGAAUUUUGUAUGUUAUAGGUGUUUGAAAUGAUCUGUCCUCUCUCUUUUCUCUCUCCAGCUUGGAGGAAUAUGAAAAUAGGAUGUGAUGACGAGAGGAAAGAGGGCGCAGACAAGACAUAUUUUUUCGAAUGAUGACGAAAAAAAAACAUGAAAUAUCAAGAUUCUCUCUUUUUUCUCCAUUUGCAGGUCAAAAAAAUAGUUGGUAAAUCAAUAACUUUAAAAAAAAUUGUGAGCCAAAACAACUAGUGCAAAUUUCUGAGCAUGACCUUUUCCCUAUAAGUUCCAAUAUUUAGCUCAAAAUGCUCUUGGAACUCGAAAAAUCUAAAAACUUCAACUUUCCAGGCCUGAAGAUUUUGCAAAUUCAUAACUUCAAAAAGAUAAGGUUCAAGUUUAAUUAACUUCUUUAUGUUUUUGGUGAUGACCUGUCCAUGCUCACCUGAAGUCUAAAAUGCUGUUGGAACCUGGGAAUUUGGACAUUUUACCUGCUCAGAAAUAGAAAACUUUGCAAGUGGCCAACAAAGAACUUCGAUUCAACUUUUACCAAAAUUUUUUGAGCAUGAACACCUUCUUUUAAAAAAAAACCUCAAGCUCAAAAUGCUCUUGAAGCCUAGAAGUUUCGAAACUUUUACUUCUAGGCCGGGAAACUUUGAAAAUUUCUACCUCUCUACAAAACAUUCAGAUCUGACCAAAUUUUUUUUUACGUUUCUGAGCCCGACCCUUUUUUCUGAGAAAGUGAACCUCAAGCCUUAAAUUUUGUUGAAACCGAUUGAAUUUUUACUUGCUCAAGUCGAAAAACUUUGCGAAUUCACAACUCUUCUCCAAAUGCUCCCAUUCAAAUUUUACUAACUUUUUAGAGUUCCUAAGCAUAGCUGUUCUUUCUUAAAAAUCUCAAACUCCUCCAAAAACCUAAAUAUUUUGAAAAUUUAUUUUCUCCUGUCAAAAAUGCAUGUAAGAAAAAGAUGAACACCUUCCAGGCCGCCCAAUGACGUGCCGAGUCUACCUGAGAAGGACGUCUCCGUGGUCGGUGGGCGUGGUCAUCCUCCCGGACGACAUGUCCCAACUUCACGACAUCGGGACCUUGCCAGUGAUCGUCGGCGUCUGUGCGAUGCCUCCACUUGCUUACUCCAUCGGACUGAAUCAUUUCAGCAAGAAGUUGAUGCAGGGUCCUUUGAAAGGUUUGGGGGAAGGUUCUUGCAACGAUGAGUUUUAAAGGAAAUGGGAUCAGUUUCACUUUAGCAGAAGUCUCAGAAAAUGGGCUGUUUUGAAUAUUCGUAAUCUUUUCUUGAGUCUCUCUCAGAAAAAUUGAAUUAGGGCGGGUCAAAUCUGCUCUGUUGUUAAAUUUAAGGGGUCGCAUAUUUCAUAAAAUCAUAUAAUUCAGAAAAAAUUCUUCGUUGUUCCCAAAAAGUUUUUAAAAAAUUGAAUCUCUUGCGUUUUUUCUUCUAUUGAGGCAUUUGCUCUCCAUGGAACACUUUUCAACCUCCAUGGACUUCUCGGACAUUGGUAACGCGAAACGGACGCGCUCCGGACGUUUCUGAGCAAUUCUAGGGAUCACUUAAGAGAGAUGAAGCUACUAAAGUGGUCACUAGAACGGCCCCGACACGUCCGAUUCGCGUCCCGUUCGCGUUACCAAGGUCCGAGUUCCAAAGAACUCGGUAACGAAAUUUGAACGCGCUCCGGACAUUUCUGAGCGAUUCUAGGGAUCACUUAAGAGUACUGGCUACUAAAGUGGUCACUAGAACGACACCGACACGUCCGAUUCGCACUAGCAACGUCGGAGCUCUGUUGUUCUGAUUUCUAAUGUAUAUGAAAUCAAAAUUGAAUCUUUUAAAAAAAUAAAAAAAAUAUUGAGAAAAGACAGAAAAAAAUAACUCAUUUAUCGAAAUUCAGACGUUCCUGAUUUUUUUGAGAAAAAGUCUGUUCAGUUUUCCCCAACGAAUGGAUGAUGAAAACGAACCUUCCUUCGGACAACCUCCGUUACAUUUCUGUCCAAGAGCCGGUGAUGCGAACAUUCAGCAGUUACUUCGAGGAGAAGAUUCUGGCGAGAGUUCGACUCUUGUCAGUCUUUAGAACGGCUCGCAAAGGUCCUGAACCUCUUAAAAUAUGAAUAAAGUGGAAAAAAUGGCUCUAGGCGUGGAACUAUCUAGUACAGCCAUGGAAUGUCUUCAAGAGGAAGGCAUCUCGAUCGAAUUGGAAAUGGAAUCGGUGCCAGACGCCUUGAAGACUUUCUGCCGUCAUUUGCAUCAUCAGGUUUGAAAAUAUUCGAGAAAGAAGGGUUAGGAAUUGAACAGCUCGGUAGAAGCUCAACAUUUAAAAAAAAUACCUCCAGAAAAUUCCAGGACCUGAUCAAAAACGUGGCCUGCCUUCAAAUCGUUCCGAGACCCGUGACCAAAUUAGUUUACGAACUCCCGGGGGUGGGCUAUUUUUCUACACCAUUCUAGAUUGAUCUCAAGACCUUAAAGGGGGGUUCCCAACAGGUCCUUCAUCAAAAAGUGACUAGACAGCAGCCAACAAGAUUCCAGAGAAUUCAAAAAGCUGAAAAUCGUAUUUCAAUCUUUAAUGGAGCUUUUAGAAGAGCCUUUUCAACUUUUUUUCCAAGGCUUUUCAAAGAAAAUUUACCGUUACACUUAUGAGAGAUGUUUUAAAAAAUCAACGCGUCAAUUAAAUAGAUAAAUAUCGAUUUUAUGCUAAUCUUUGUACCUCAAGCUUGAAAUUUCUUUAAGACGGAAGGUUCAUAACUUUUCAUGAGAUUUAAAAAAAAAAUAGGACAUUGAGGUAUUCUAAAAACAAGGACUGUAUACCAACUUCAAAAAAGAGAAGAUUGGAAAGCAAUUUUUCCAGAAAGGCGAGCCAGACGCCGACGCCAAAGACUGCUGCAACGACGAGUCGAAUCUCAACGACGUCUUCGAAUCUGUCCUUUACGAGACCUUCAAAGCGGUCCCUGGUAUUGGCGGACUGUACUUUUGCGAUUUCGAAACGUUUUUGUCUCAUUUUUAUCACGAAAAGUUUAUUCCCUUCCAGCCAAGACAUCCGAACAAAGAAGUCGUUGGCGGCGGAAAAUGCCAAAAGAGCUCAGGCCGCGGAUUUGGGUAAUAUUUAAUUUUUUGAAACGUCAAAGCUCCUGGUCGCAUUUGGAAUGGCUCAACGCGUGGCGGUCGCCCUGUGGUUCCAUAUGGAACUUUCAAGUUCUCAUUUUACCAAGCCGUGCUCUGGCGGAAACCGCUUCGCAGCCGCAACGCGUCGAGCCAUUCUUCGUGCGGACAACUCAAACUUACCUGAACCCAUAGAAGUAAAAGAAGGACUAAACAUGUCUUUUUUUCACUAAAAAAGUUUAUAAUAACGCAAGAACUUCUUGAUAAGCCCUGGUCGCAAUGGGUAUAGCUCUAAGGCUUUAGUUGUAUUGCGUGUUUGAAAGAUCCUUUCGAAAAAAUUUAUCUUGACGAUCGCAAGAGCUUAGCGUCAGGCCAUUCUCCGUGCGACCAAUUUUUUCAACGCUUUUUUGUCCCCCUUGACCCGAUUCUUUAGUUUGACAGCAGUUUAUAUUUCUGAUCAAAUCAGGAAAAGCUUAUAGUGCAUUUCGAACGAAGUUUCAAUAGUUCAAAUGCGCAAACCGUUUUGUGGUCGGUUGCACUUUCAUAGGGACCGCUUUGCAGACAUUCCCCAUGCGGCCAACUUUUUUUAGAGUUUUCAUUUUUCCUUUGAUCCCAUCAAUCAAUUUGACAGCAGUUUGAAUCUCUGACCUUAUAAAGAAUGGCUCAACACGUUGCGAAAUGUUUUGAAAGAGGUUUCAAGAAUUCAAAUGCCCAGAAGCGCAAGUCGCAUUGUGGUCGGUUGCACUUAAAUAAAAACCGCUUUGUAUUCGCUUAGCGUUGAGCCAUUCUCCGCGCGGACAAAUUUUCUCAAACCUUCAUGAAUCAACUUUUUAUUCCAGUUUUCGAUGAAGAAGACAAGCCCCUGAUGGUGAGACCAUUGGCCGUCGAAGACAAGACAAAACGACAUUCGAUUUCUCAAAGUGAUGGCUCGAAUAUCGAUGAGGAACUUGCUCUCGAUGAAGCUUCUGAAGCUGAUCCCUGUGAUCUUUCGGUUUCAGAAGAAUUCAAGAGACAAAGAUAUUUUUCGAUUCACAGGACAUGGUCGGAAGGGCGCCGUUAUUCCUACAGUUCCAAUGUACCUUGCUCUAUCCGGACAAAGAUGCGACGACAGAUUCGUUCUGUAUCGAGUUCAUGCCUGUCUGCGUCCAUCAGUUACUCAAUAAGAGCACUGUCAAGCCGACUGGGGACUACGGUAAGGAGUCUUGUAAGAAAUCUGGGGAAAGUUGGGAAGCUUCUGCUUUCGGUUCCUUGGAAGGCGUGCAAGUGACCUGUGACCUUCUAGAAGCUUUCCAGCAAGUACUGACCUUCUAGAAGCCUGCUGGAAGGGUUCUGGCUGACAUUUUCAGUUUUUACCUUUCAAAGACCUUCGGAACACCUUUCCGAGGCCUUCUCAAGACCUUCUAGCUUCCAAUCGCCUUCCCAGAAUUUGUCAAAGUAUGAAGCUGUGUGGCCCAUGAAAAAUUGAAAAGCAUAAGAGUACAAAAUAGGGUCAUUCUCACCAGGGAAUUGUCAACGGUCGCUGUGAGGCUUCUGGAUGAGAUUGAGUGUUCUAGAUGUAGCUCUUGACACUGGUCCCAAAUCUGGUCUCAAAAACUGCCGCUGAGAUCUGUGAAAAGAAGUUAUGAACGCUCAAAAGUCAAGAAAUCUAAAGUAAGGGGUUUUAAGAUGAAGCUGUGAAGUUCACGAAAAGUUCAAACACAUUAAAGGACUCCAAAUAGGGUCAUUUUCACUAGGGGGUGGUCUCCGGUCACGGUGGGUCUUCCGAAUGUGUUUGAGAGGUAGUUUUUAACCCUGAUUCCAAAUAUGGUCUUGAAAACGGCCGGAGGGUGUUGUGAGAAAAGUUAUGGACCUUCAAAAGUCAAAAAAAUGCAAUGUCUUCGAUUGAAAAAAAAAAAUAGGCUCUCGUUAAGAAGUUCCACUGCGACCAGGGAACAUUCCCUAGUCAUGAAAAUUCGAGGAAGUGGUUAGGAAAGUAGUUGAAAGGUGUUCAGAAGUAAGUUGGGUUUUGGUUUUGGAAGAUAAAAAUUGGAAAUUUUGUUCAGCCGUCCAGAAGCCUUAUUCAGAAGUCACAGCGCUUAGAUUUAUUCAAAACUCGGGAAUUUUUCGAAAUAAAAUGGUUAUAAAUGAAGAUUCAGUUUCAAAUUUUGAUUGGCUUGCCUAGUUUGCAUUUCUCAUUCUUAAAAAAGUUAGUAUUUUUAUUUUUUGGAAUACAAAAUGGUAUAAAAGUUUUCUGACCAGAGUUUUUAUUUCCAGACCUCAAAAAGGUCGAUGUCUGCUUGGAAAUUGUCGCCAUUGCCAAUAUUCCAUCGGAUGAUGCUCCCAAGGUUUUCCUCCCCAAAUUUAUGAAAAUUUAGUUUUUCUUUUCCAGAAAAAGAAGAAGAAGGUCAAGUUUGCCCAAAGGAGACGGAUCAGGGACAGCGAAGAUAUCGAAAGUGCGGACAGUCGAGCAAAAGCGUUUUAUCAGCUCCUGCCGAUGAGGGUUGGUUUGAGGGAGGGAUGGUCGCAGUUGAUCUUAAAUUCUGGAUUUUUCACUUUUGAAUUGAUAGUUGUUUUUAGAACUCGAUUUUGUGACGAUAUAUCGUUGUUUUCAUGUGUUACCCUUAGCAUUCAUGAAAGCCCACUUUUAAAAAAAUUGGCUUGGUUUCAAUAAACGCGUUGCGGUUAGCAUUGCGGUAAAAAUUAAGGUUUUUUCGCAUCUUAUAAGCUUCAUUUAGUUGAUCUAAUGCUAUCAGGUGACGCUGCGCGUAAGUCGUUUGUUUCGUGGUUUGAAAUUAUUUUCUUUUCAAGUUUUUGUCAAUUCAAGCAAAAUAAUCAAUAAAUGGCGCUACGAUUUCAGUAUUUCCUUUAAUAGUUUAGUUACUCUGAAUGCUGUUUAAUGGAACAGCGUUUAAUUAGUUUUGUAGUCGGGCGCGACUUUUUUUUUUAACUUUAGCCAUUCCAAACGCGACCACGUGGUGAAUGGAUUAUGAUUCAUUACGAUUUACACAAAAAACCUUAACUUCUUUCUGUAGGAACGAGAAGCCCUACGUCAUCUGAUCAAAAACAUGAACGGAGUCCUGGAAUUGGAGAGAAUCCUGACGGCUAGCCGGAAAGGUGACGUCACGGUUGAGAAGCUCAAAAUGAUCUCGAGGUUCAUUUCCAAAGAGGUACAGGAAAAUCUAGUGUUUUCUGGAGGGUUAUUGAGGAUUUCAGUGCAUUUUGAACCGUCAAGUCGGCCAAAUGGAGGAGAAAACGAAAAGCGUCUCGUUGGUGAUCCAGAGCGACCUGGCGCUGAAAAGAUUGAUGGUGGAUUUUUGUAUUUUCCGAUGGGGGGAGGGGGGCUUAAUGGAGGAAUGUACUACGGAAAAUUUAGCCCGUUUUUUUGCGAUAUGAAGCUGCUAUUUUUCUCUGCGCCCUCCUCGUCUCUCGACGUCUCUCACAAGUUGAGGGAUCAGAGAGACGCAGACACUCGAAAACUUUCAAGACGCGGUGAACGAACUAUAUCAUUUAAAUCGAAAAUCGGGAAUUUUCGGAAGAAAUAAGCUUGAAAUAUUAUUUUUUCAUCAACUUUUGUCCCCUUUAGGAAAGACUCGAUGGCUUGAGCCUACAGUAUGCCACGUUGGUACGGUGCGGCCAAUCGAAUGUUUUUUAUUGCUGCAAGGUUAAAAUAUACUCUACUCAGAAGGAAAACCGGAACUCUCAACACAGGUUGAUGACAAAGCCGCCUUCGAAAAAAUCCAACUGGAGGAAAUGAGCCGCAAGAACUCGGCAAUGUCCUUGAUGCAGUGCCAGGCACAGGUUGCUUUUUUGGGAGUUUAAAGGUUGCUCCAUUGAUAAUCAAAAAAAAGAAGUUAAUAUUGUAGAAAACGGAUGAAUUUGAAAAGGAGGAUCACUUUUUGCCUUUCGGAAGCUUUAGCCUCUUCAAAACUCUCUAGAAAAUGAAUAUAGUCGGAUCAACAGUUUCCAUGUGAUUUUUGAUCUUUUUAUCAACAUCUUACUGAAGUUUACACAGUAAUCAACACACUAGUCAACGAAAAUAUCCUUUUUGUUUUAAAAAAUCAUCAUUUUUUUCACUCGAAGACAAAUUUGGUGAUAAGUGGCUUUUUUUGGGUUGGUAUGAGUUGCUCCAUUGAUAAUGAGUGGUUUUCAAGAAAAUAAGGGAAUCCAGCUCUUUUUUCAAGCGUCACAGAGUUUGAACCCGAUUUUAUAGCUCAAAUAAUAUCUUUUUUUAUGUUUCAGUACGAUUAUCAAGAGAUUUUUAAUAAGUUUGAAAAAGGCCAAAAAAAGCGUUUGUUAAUCAGAAGCAUUAUUAUUCAAAUUCCAAGUUCUAAGAUGUACCUUUCUUGUACGAAGCUUGGAGGAAGCAUCUCCUCAAGAAAUAAUUUUUUUUUGGUCUUUUUGAGAAAGUCAAUGUAUCUCAUGUAGACUGAAGAAAACUUGAAUAUUCCGAAAAGAUCGAAUUUCACUAUUCUUGAGCGGAUUUUAAGCUUAAUGGAGUGCAACACGAUUUUUUUUUGGCCAAUUUCAUGGAAAUUUGCAUUUUUUAAGUGCCAGCACGACGGCGAGGCUCACGACGACCUCCCAGCCGGCAUCAGCGCCUCCAAUUUCGUAGGACUUCACUCAGAAAUGGCGGAUUCGCCGAGGAAUCGCUUCGGAAGCGACGCCAGAAGCUGUCGUUCCACCCUGGCUGUCGACGAUUCUUUCGACUUCUCCGAACUGAGCCGUCGCGACCAUCUCUUCGACUUUUGGCUCAUCCUCACUGUUGACAAGAGCUUCAUUCUGCAGUUUUGUCAGCGGUAGAACCCGAAAAAAGUCCCUCUGAAUGAGAUUCCUGGGGUUCAGGUACAAAGAAAGGCACUCGAGGAUCCCGGAGUUGGCCUGGCGCGAGUGUCGUCACACCCUGAGACGGAUCAAUCAAGUGAAAUUCUGAAAAUUUUAGGGAAACUACAGAUUUUUCUGCUAGGAAUUGCUGCUGGAACGGAUGCUGGAGACCAGGGAGUGCGACUCACUUUUGCUGGCCACUGAUGAUCCGUUCAAGCAGGAUAAUGAUAGGUAAAGCUCAAAAAUUGGCUCUAAAAAUGAAUAAUGUCUUUUUUCAUCAGCCUUUUCCGGCUUCUGGAGAGCACAGAAGUCUUGUGAAAGUUUGUUGAGACUGACAAAAACCUUAAUGGUCACUUAAGUGGUUCCUUGAGGGCUACUUGAAGAGAACACUAAAGUGACCACUUUGACUUCUAAAGUGGCCACUAACUUUACAGCUGCUUAGGUACUAGCCCGACUCCUUUAGUGGCCAGUAAAACGUCAGAACCCUAAAGGGGCCACUAGAAAUUUCAACAGUUUAUAACUUUGGCACAGAAUUGGACAAAGCCCUCAUGGUAGUAUUUUUAGUGGUGUAGAAGUGCCACUUACACUUCUGAAGAGGCUACUAAUUUUUAGCCACUCAAGUGGUCACUAACUCUACUACUAUAGUGAUCACUUGAACGUCAAAACCCUAAAGUGGUCUCUAAAAAUUUCCCCAGUAAUUAUGAAGCAUUUUGAAUCAAGAUUCCUGGGAGUGUCUUGAAAUAUUCACCAGUAAAACUAUGUUUUUUUUCUCGACGGUAUUAUGAGAGAAAAGAGGGCGCAGACAGAUCAGACUGCUCCAAGUCGUGUCGAAUGAAGCUCCUCUAUAAAUUAGAACUGGAAAAGUUUUCAGUGGAAACGAAGGAAGCCAAACCGAUCCGCCGAUCAUGGACGAGGCCAGAUUCACAUUCCCGCCUGGUUAUUUCGCCUGCAAUGUCAUGAAUGAGAUGUGGUUGGGCUGUUUUUUCACAGAAAAAGUGCUCCAUGGCGAAUUUGUUUCAGGUUCAAAGUGCCCGUCCGAUUGUUGAGCUCCUCGCAACAGUCCGCCCUGUUAUCGGCCUACCAGGCCUUGAAACCAGCGAUGGUCCAGUUUGCAGUCCGGAAUCGCAAGAAUACCUACGUUUUGAAGUAUGGGUGGGGUAAAUGGGAAAAAAAAAGUUUUUUCGAAUAAAGAAAGAAGUUUUGUACAUUGAUGACCUACAGAGGCAGUCUCAACGCGUAGCUGUCGUUUUUUUUUAAGGUUGCGCCCGACCCAAAACGACUCGCGCACAUAGGUAACAAAAAACUCAGUUUCGGCGCAAAAUUUGAAGUUAUAUCUGUAAUCACAGCGCGUAGAGAAUUUCCGGACGCGACCAGAAGUUUUUCAAAAAAAAUUUUUAGAAGUUUUGAAAAUAUUUAGGCUUUUUUUCUGGCGCUUUCCUUGAAAAAUUUCAAUUUUAAAAAGUCAAUUUUUCUGAAAUUAAUCGACAUUUUCAAAUUUUUUUCCUUUUUUUAAAAAAACUUUUUUUCGUCGAUUUUUCCCAAAGAAACUCCUCCAUUUUGCUUCUCAAAUUAUAUUGAAAUUAUUUUUUUAUUUUUCAGAGACCUCAACGGCAACGUCGUCUACAUGCAGAUCCAUAUAUCCACGGAAACUUAUGGACUUUUGCGGAUCCAGGAUCGAGAGCCGAAGAAGAGGAAAAUGCAGUAAUAUUUUGUCUUUUUGAAGAAAAAAUUGUAAAAAUUCUACAGUUGACGGAUUUUUUAUCACAACUUUCUUGUAUGGUUUUCGAUCUUACUGGAAUCUUCUGUAGCUGUGAUCACGAACAUUUGUAACACCAUGCUUCAAAUUGCAGAGGAAAAAAUGCAGCUCCGAAAGUUUCAGAGAGAUUGAGCUCCAUACAAAGAAGUUAUCGGCAAAAAGUAUUUUCUAAUCUUUUCUGACGGUACUGUUCAUAACUGGAUGAAAGAGGUCAAUUUCAGGAAUUUUCAACUGCCCCUUGAGCGGUCACUUCAAUUCAAUAACUCGAUUAGCUCGUUUUUGACGAUAAUUUCAAACCAAAGAGACCACUUUAGAGGUUUUCUAACUAGAACUUGUGACCUACAGUAUGGUGUGACCUACAGUAAAGUCUCUUGUGACCUACAGUGAAGUCUCUAUUUCUUUUUACAAGUCCCUAAAGUGACCACUGAGCUAUGGAAGCUUCAGUUUGAGCUCCUCAAAAUUCAUUUUCCUAUAGUUUUUUAAACACUCCAGAGAAGCCGGCCAUCGUAUAAACCGGGAGAGUCCUUUGAGUUACCACUUGGCUAUGAAAGCUUCAGUUUGAGCUCCUCAAAAUCCAUUUUCCUAGAGUUUUUCAGUUUUUUGAAUACUCCAGAGAAGCCGGCCAUUGUAUAAACCGGGAGAGUCCCUUAAGUGACCACUGAGCUAGGGAACCUGCAGCUCCCAAAAUCCAUUUCCAUAGACUUUUCAGUUCUCUGAAUAUUCCAGAGAAGCCGGCCAUCGUAUGAACUCGGAGAUUCUGAUGACGAUUUCUGGCGUCGAGCCACCGACCCCAGAAAUCGUCGGACAACUCCGAGAUGCUGUCACGAAACGCCUCGAGCACGCUUCUCUACAAGUUUUGCUCCAGCUUUUGGCCAAAAAUCCCUCGAUGAGACUCGAAACGUAUGAUGUGCAGGUUCGGCAGAGAUUUGGAAUGGUUAUUUAUGAUAAAUUUCAAGUUCCUCCAACGCGACGCUCCUCACUGCUCAGAUACCAAGUUCAUGUCCCUGCCGGCCGUUUGCCAAGGAUAUCUGGCUUCGUUUUUCUAUUACGUCAACCAGCAUAUGCAGGCCCUGAUGUCCAUAGCAAAGUACCGGGUGAGAAAUAGGGAAAAUCAUAAAUUUUCGCGAGAACAUGAGGUGAAUAAGCUCUGAUAAGGUUCUAGAAUCAGAAAAAGAGGUAUUUUUGGAACCCUUUUUGAUUUUUGAAUCAUUAAAGUAUCUUAGCUCAGUAAGCAACCCGGACGUUUCUGACUAUUUCUAGGGAUCACUUAAGGGGGUUGACGCCGCUGAAGUGAGCAAUACUUGGGAACUUAUGAGAGGACCCCUCUAGGGACCACUUUACCACCCCCUCUAAGGGCCCUAAACCCCGCGAAAGGGGUCCUUGUAGGAGUAAAGUUUAGGUGGCCCCUAUAGAAAAAAUUUUUUUCCCCGCUGCCUUUUCCUGUAAUCCCUACAGCACCACUCAAAUUUUCCCUAUAAAGACCACUUUUUCGCCCCCUAUAGGACCCUGUAGGGACCACUUUGGAAUUCAUCAGUAAGGAUGCUCACGAACGUCCGGAACGGGCGCGUUUUUUACAGACGUAAAAAAAGUUUUGAGGUUUUCAUAUGGAGCGAAGGUUCACUUGAGGAACCAGUUUUCUUUUUUGGGGGGUCUCGGAUUUUUUUUCAGAAUUUGUAGGGCUAUCUUUUCAGGAACCUCUAGCCACUAGUAAGAAGUUCCGUUGAAAUAGCGAUUUUUGGGACCUUUUUCAGUAAAUAGGAUAUGUUUCAUUGUUGUAUUUUAUUUGAAAGAGUUUCAGAGUCUUUUUCCCUUUCCUUCCAUAAACAUUCAUUUCUCAGGAUGAAGCUUCUGGCGCCAGCUCACGACACGCCUCCGUCUCCCGCACCAUGCCCCCCUCGAUCGCCAUCACCUCAGCGUCGGCCUCGAUGGCGCCGAUUCACAUGACCCGACGCGCGAACACGAUCAACUCUUCCAGCGGGUUCACCUUCAUCUCCAAAGCCCUCUCGCAACGGACGGCUCCGGCGAAAAUCGGGCGGUCUCCAUCAAUCGCCGCGUCGGCGGCUCCAGUCUCCUCCGUCAGUUUCGGCGGAUUCUCAUCGUCGCUGGCGUCGUCCUCGAACCGUUUCCAGCCCUAUCCACCGCUGUCUGGCGACCUUCCCCAUAACUACAGUCCAUUGUUCUACCUGAGUCUGAAACCGCCCAAGGCCAGGUCGACGGAGGAUGGUGGGGGCUUUGAUUUUUUGAAAAAGUAGUUCAUUGAAGCUGUGUAGGAACCAUCAAAACUCAAUUUUUGAGGUUCUUAAGAAUUAUUUUAGCUAAUAGCAUGCAUCUUUCUGUUCAUAAAAGAUAAUUAUUUGAUGAAAAACUGAAAAAUUCGUUCAUUGAAAUUUAAUUUUUGAGGCUCGAAAGUUAGAUUUUAGCCUGUACUUUUCAUAAUUUGUUAAUUAAUUGAUGAAUAACCUUGAGCAAGUAAAGUAUUUACAUUAUAGCGGAACCAAGGCUAGCUUGUACCAUCGAAAAAAGGGUCCUGACACGGUUUAAAUAAACGAGAUAGUGCCUGGUUGAUGGAGAGUACAGACAGGCCACACAUUCUACAUCAUUAAUUUGUUCAGGAAUCGCUGUCGUUGAACUUCGGAUCGUCAACAAAGACGGGAGUGUUGCUGGCCCCCUGAUCGAAGGCAGAAAUAACAACUCGAGUCAUCAGACUUUCGCCCCAUACCUUGAAGGCCAACAGAAGCUGGCCAAGUUUGCCGAGCUUACCAAGACGGUCAGAUGCGACUGUCCGGAUCCUGAUGACCCUGGUUAGGAUCCCCUUGAGAAACGAAGCAAUUUUUGCCAUUUUUCAGACGUUUGUGGCUAUUUGCAAGUGAUUGUCUGGAAAACUGGGUCGGUCUCCAUUGAGGAUUUGCAGUCGCAGGUCCAAGGAGCAGUGGCUUCGGUUGGUUUUGAGAAAACCUUGAGAAAAAGUGUGAAAAUGAGCGUUGGUUUAAUUUUUGGUUAUUUUUUUUUUGAAAAUCAGAGAAAGAGUUUUUCUUUUUGACACGUUUCCUCAGCAAAUAAUCGUUGGUGCAAAAAAUUCAUGUUGCCUUUUUUGGGCUCAUACUUUUUCACUAGAACUAUUCAAGUCUCUGAAACUUUCAGUUGAGAUUUUUGGUAAAAUCCGCCCCUUUUUUUAGGUUACUGUAGCCUAAAUAUAUAUCUGGAUCUUUUAUUUGAGGUUUUCGUAGGCUCCGCCCCUUUUUAGGGAUGGAGCCUUAAUAUAAAAAAAAACCUUAUAUGUUCCUUAGUCCAAGUCGGAUAAAAUGUAAUUUACAUGAAAUAUCAAGGCAAAAUAAACAUUUCUUGAAUUUUUUUUUGAUAAAGAGUUUUGUGGAGAGUAUAAUUUUUUUCAUUUUUCAAUAUCCCUUUGAACUUUUCUAUUUAUUUCCGCCUAGUUGGAAAGUCUCUCUUGCACUCGGAAUGGAUGAGAGCGUUGCGGUCGCGUCGCGGUUGAAUCAUAAAAUUAGAUCCUUUGGUUUCCGACUCUACGGCGCGCAAGUAGUUUGAGGUCGGGCGCGCCUCUAGAUAACUAAUCCAUUCCAAAUGCGGCCAAUAUUUGAGACAAUAAGUUCAUUUAAAACUCGAGAACUUGUAGAAAACAUUUCUUGUGAUCUUUUUUUCAUUUUCUCGUGAAAAAGGCUUGAAAUUUUCUAUGCUAUGGGUUUUCAUAUAACAGUAAGAAGUGCCCACGCAAAAUUGCGGACUUUGUUAAGUACAGUAACCUGAAUAUUUUUUGAAUGUCCAUCAAAAUUCUGAUCUUUCUGUCCUUUCCUUAUUUUCCAUGUUUUAAGACCUUUUAAGAAAAGAGAGCGCAGAAAGGUCAGAAUGUUUCAAGUCAUUCUGAAAAGACUGUCAUAUUUUCCAGGCCCUUUGCGAUAUCGUCACCGAAUUCGGAUACCUCAACACGUCGGCUAUCAUCGAAUCGGGCGCAGUUAUUCCGUCGAGCCCUGGCGCUUUCACUACAGUACAGCACAGUAGUAAGCGGUUACUGUACCUCCUACAGUACUCAUUCAAAUUCACAGAAUCCAUCUCAAAUAAGCUUGGAUCGCCGGCCGAAAAGCGGUCACUUUUGAGGAAACGAGACUCGUAUGACCAUCAUAUCCAUCCGCCAUCAACGCCUCAGAGUGAUACCUCGCUUUUUAGGAAGAAUACUGUAGGGCUACUGUAGAUUUUGAAAUAUAUUGAAGAGUUUACUCAGAUGUUCUCAUUCGACAAUGGCAUGUCGUUGAACGCCGGAAAACGCGGGUCGAACGCCUCGGAUUUGGAUAAAUUGUCGAUUCGCGACGAUUUUAGGUACUUUUUGGGUGUUGUUUCGAAGGGUUUUAAACAGAAAAACAUGGUUUUUGAGAUUUUUAGGAACCUUGUGGAUUUUUUAUACAUGUACGCGAAAUUACACAAAAGUCGAUUUUUUUUUAAACUCGAUUUUAAUUCUGCUAGUGCAGGAUCGGUGUACACAAAGUUGCUUACCGUAAUCUUCUUUUUAAAAAAAAUGGGAUUUUACUGCCAAUAUUUUACAGUUUUGUUGUAAUGGGAAGCUUUCAUGAAGGAUAUACUUUUUAUAAGAAAAAAAAAAAACCCAGGGAAAAAAAUAAAGUAAUAAUAAAAAAAUAACUCUUCUAUCCAUAGAGCAAGUUUUCUUCUUUCAUUUUUGAUUCCUUGAUUCUAAUUUGAACUUUUAAAAUUAGUAAGUUUUCUACAAAUCCAAUGAUUACAAGAGCUGUGAACGAUCGAAAAUAUCAUUUUCAACACAUACCUGAUGUUUUGACACGUCUUUAAAAAAGAAAAUAAAAGGCUGCCUAUUAAAGAGAGUCGCAAAGAAUGCCGGAUUUCAUCUCGCAACGAACCGUCCAGCGACUCGUCGACUGGUUCCAAUACGUGGUUCAAAUGCCCGGCGACACGACGUCAGUCUAUGAGGACGUCUUCGAAAUGGACUGUCCCUUGUCGCCGGCUACGGUGGGUUACUGUGGAAAUUGGAAGGGUACUGUAGUUACUACAGUAGCUGUAAGAAGAGUUUUCAGCAAAUUAAUUGAAAAUGGUUAGAUUUAGAUCAAGUUUGCAGGGCACUUGAAGAAAAUUCCGGACUUUUUGGGCACAAUAUCUUUUAACUUUUCAGAAGAGCUGGUCCUUAUAGAGGCAACCUUAGGGGCCCUUAGGGUUUCCCUCUGGGGAAUUCCGAAGUUUUGAGAAAAGUUACCUUUCUUGUGGAAAUUUUUUCCUGUCUUUCCUGUCCCACUAAAAAACUUAUUUUCAGCCUCUCCACGUGGUUCGCGACCGCAUCGCAAGCCAUUUCGGGACGGCCGACGUGCUCCGAGAAGACGUUUUCCUCUGCUCCUACGUCAGGGACCACCGAGCCUCGAUCUCCAUCCCCACGAAUUCGUCUCCUUCCGUCGUCCAGACGACGUCUUCUGACCUCGGCGGCGGCAAAUUCGAAGUCGUUCAGGGCGAUCCACGCGCCAACGUUUUGGUAGGAUCAGUGAUAAACAAAAUUUGGAAAGUCUGAUUUUCCUGAAAAGAAUUUCCCUUUGCGGUUGGGAAUUCGCUGAAAACUGGCCAAAAACUUCUGAAAAAAAACCUGAGUGGCCCCUCUAAGAUUUUGACUUUUUAGUGGCCACUAUAGUAGUUGAAUUAGUGGCCACUUAAGUGAAAAGUUAAAAUUAAUAGUCUUUUUGGAAGUCUAAGUGGUACUGCUAGACCACUAAAACUACUAUAGUAGCCACUAAGACGCAAAAUAAGUACUGGGGAAAUUUUUAGUGGCCACUUUAGGGUUUCAACGUUUUAGUGGCCACAGUAGUAGUCGGAUUAGAGGGUACUAAAGUGGCUAGAAAUCAAGGACCUUUUAGGAAGACUAAGUAAGACUCAGAAUAGUGGCUUCUAUAGAGGUGGUUUCAGUGACCUCUCCAAAAAGAGGAACUACUUAAGUGGUCACCUAGAGUUAUUCACAGAUGUAUAAAGGUCCUGAAAGAAAAAUUUCCUAGUUUUUAAAAAAGGACGCCUCAUAGUCGAAGUAGGCCAUCGAAAGAGGGUUAAAAGAAGCUAUUUUGAGACUUUUUUCCAAAUCAGGAAGUUGAGAAGGCUUCCAGGUCUUGCCUGUAGUAGAUUCCCAACCAAAAUUGAAAGAACCCUCCUCAUAAGGCGACGUGCUUUCUUCCUUUUUUCUUACCGGGAGAGAUAAGAGAGUGCAGACUGGUCAGACUUUCUCAACUCGUAGUGAAUGGAAUAUUAUCAUGAUCUUCAAGGAAUUUUGGAGUUUCAGGGAGAUUUCGGUGUGGAAGUUCCCGAUGAGCCCAGCAUUGACUAUGUGAUGAUAAGCUUCAUCAAGGAGGUGGCUGUGGAAACUCAAAGGUUUGGGUUCGAUCCGGUCGGACAUGCGCCGGAUAUGCUCAAAAGGCUGGCUAAUAAUACUUCAGGUGAUUUUUGGGUUCUUUUUUCAGAGGAAUGGAACUUUAAAUGUCAACAUUAAGAUAGAGAAAAAGUUCAGGAAAAAUAAGAAUAACAAAAAAAUGUAUGUUUUUAAGAGAUAUCUUUUUAGUCAAGUCUUAGAGAAUUUCAUGAAAAUCCUGAAUAUUUUGAGAAAUGGGUACAAAAAAGAUCCAAAAACUGGUAUUGGUUUGAAAAUAAUUGAAUUUUGAUUUCAAUGAACCUUUUAUCGUUUUCUGCAACAAGAUGACCAUAGUGAAAACUUUUAGAAGAAACUUUUAAAUGAAAAAUUUAAUUUUUAGUUUGAUUUCGAGGUAUUUUAUGCAUUUCGCAGACAAAACUUGAAUUCAAGGCAAGAUUUUUUCAAUUUGCCCAGUUUAGACUCUGCCCUGCGCCUUUAAAAGUCAAUACAAGCUAAUAUUUUCAGCGUCAUGUUUCGCGCCAUAUUCCGAAGAGAAUUCGUUCAUCCCACGGCAACGGAUCAUGAUCGGCUACCUGCAAGGGACCAUCUUCACCGUCUAUUUCUACAAUUUCCACCCCAGUGCUAUCAAUUUCGUCCGAGGCGCCUUCAAUUAGUGGGAAUCGUCAAACUUUGAUCAAGAACUUGUGAAAUUGUAGCACUGGACUGUGGCACACGACACGAGCCAGGCUUCUCCGAGAGAUCGGGCUUCAUAAAGCCGGAAUUACCCAUUUGUCACCUCUUCAGGUAGUUUUGUUGUGGCAAGUGUGCCCCAUUGAUAAAUUUAGGUUUUAGAACACGGUAGGAUUUUUUGAAGAUCACACAGAAGUUAAAAUUGGGCUGUGAACUUGAAAAUAACUUUCAAAGUCUAUAACGAGCAAAAAUUUUCUAAUUAAACUGACCUUGGCUAUUUUCGAGGCUCAAGUGUGCUCUAUUGAUAAAAUUAGGUCGUGUACUGUAGGAUUUUUUGAGAAUGAAAGGGAAGAUAAAAUUGAGCUAUGAACUUCAAUAUAGCGUUCGAAGUCUAUAACGAGCAAGGCUUUCUCCAUUCAACUAAUCUUGGCUAUUUUUAAGGUCUCAAGUAUGCUCUGUUGAUAAUUUUAAACUUUAGAGGUCGGGUAAAUUUUUUUAAUCAUCAUAAUGAUAUUGAAACUAGGAUCAAACAUGAAAAUAACCCUUUAGACUGACUUCUACAACUUUUGCUGGUUUAGGCUCUUUUUGUAGCGUUUAGAACACUCUAUUGAUAAAUUCGGGUUACUGUAGGACUUUUUUAUGACCUUACUGUAAAAAUUUCUCUAUCAAUGAACUUGAGUUACUGUAGUUUUUGAGUACUAUAGGAAGGGGAAAAGAAGCUAUGACCAUAGGGAUUUCAGAAUGAGAAAAAUUUGGUCGAAUGUUAUUAAUUAAAACGGUCUUGGUCAUUUUUUUUGAGCUUGAAAAAUGUUUUUUUGAUAGUAACAGAUUUUCAGCCGACUCCCGAAAACGCCUACCAGACUUUGGUUUGGUUCGACCCGGCGCAACUCGUUUCAAAGGUUCAAAACGAACUUGUACGCUUUUUCAGAAAUGACUGGUUUCAGGAAUUCCCUCCGGACAACUUGACGAUCCCUGAAUUCGCCAAACUCCCACCGGAAUAUUCCAGACUACUGUUCAGAAUGUACAGACAGCCGCAUGAAAUUCGAACGAAGAAUUGUCGGAGAAAUGGUUAUUUUUUUAAAAUAUUAUUUAGAAAAAAAAAAAAAAGGAAAGCAGAAGAAAGUCAUAGAUCAACAGCCAGAGAAGAGACGCCAGAGAGGUCAGAGAACACCCUUUAUCUCUGGCGUCUCUAAAAGGCGGCUCAGUCUCUCGCUUCCGCUUCAUCUCUUUCCAUUUUUAUGAAAUCAGGGGAUGGAGUUAGCUGGAAUGAAAGAUCCAGAGAAGCCUGACGAGAGUCCAGAGAAAAACAAAGAGAUGUUUUUCUCUAGCGUCUCUUCAGACUGCUGCUAUCUUCCACUGUCUUCCGAUAAUAGAUGGAGUUAGUUGGAACGAGAGAUAUGUAGAAGUCUAAAGUGAGUCCAGAGAAAAAUAAUGGGAUGUUUUUCUCUAACGUCUCUCCAAACUGCCGCUAUCUCCCGCCCUCUUUCUAUAAUGGAUGGAGUUAGUUGGAACGAGAGAUCUGUAAAAAUAUUUUUCUCUUUUGUCUCUACAAGCUUUCAUGAUCUCUCGCUUUUGCUUCAUAUUUUACCUUCUUAUGAAAUCAGGGGACGGAGUUAGCUGGAAUGAGAGAUCUAUAGAAGCAUGAAGAGAGUUUAGAGAAAAAGAAAAGAUAUUUUUCUCUACAGUCUCUUCAGACUGCCGCUAUCUUUCGCUGUCUUCCAAUGAAACUUUUUUGAUUUUGAAAAUUGAUGAUAAUUUUUUCAGCAGUCGCCCGUCGUCUACCGAAGCGCUUCCAAGCCGAUGGAGAAUGUCUGAUGAAGAAGAAUUUCACUCAAAUGCUUUCUUUGAGGUGAAAUUUGACGUUUGAAGUGGUUUGAGAACCUUCAUAGCUGCAAAAGUGUGAGAAAAAAAUUGAGAGAAUCGAAAUUUUUUUAUAGGGAAAUUUGGAAAUCAUUGAAAAAAAUAAAGAAGAUUGUACGAAUUUAUGAGAUUUUUGUGACUUUUUUUCGAUAUUUUUCCAACUCUAAAAUAUAACUUUAACUGAUUCAAAACCGUCCAGAACUCGAUUUUUUACCAUUUCUUUCAGCAGGUAGCGAAAGUUUGCAUAUUUCCAGAGAGAAGCUCAAAAACCGACUGAAUUGCGUCCGCCAAGUCACUCUUCUACAUGACCGGCUCUCUAAAGGCGAGAAGGAUGUUACUGUAAGAGAAUACUGUAGAAAAAAAUAAACAAGAACGUCCCUACUCAGGAAGCCGAGUUCUUCCAAUUGCUCGGCAGCCGAAAAGAGAGAAGCGUCGUCGAAGGGGAGGAAGGGCGGAAACCGCAUCGAGGUCCGCGACGACGAGAGCGACCGGUGAAGAAGAUCAAAAGGGGCGUGGCCUUGGACGGCGUCAGUCGGAACGCGGCCCAACUUGUACACUACGUACACACGCCGGUCUUGUUCUUCCCGAGUUGGAGGAAGAAAAUCGCCGAGGUCGAGUUUUGGGUCGAAAUGUGAUCGGGAAAAAAAAACUUGGAAAGACUAUAGUGGCCUCUUAAGUGAUCUUACAAGACUACUUGGAGAGGACACUCAAGUGGUCAUUAAAACACCCCUCUAUAAAAGCCACUAUUUCGCUUAUUAGUGGUCACUUCAGUAGUUUGUAUGGUACAUCUGUGAAUAACUAUAGUGACCACUUAAGCGGUUCCUGUUUUCGGAGAGGUCACUAAAGUUGCCACUGAAACCACCUUUUUAGAAGCCACUACUCUGAGUCUUACUUAGACUUCCAAAAAGGUCACUAAACUUUAGCCACUUAAGUGACCACUAAUUCGACUACUAAAGUGGCCAUUAAAACUUCAAAACCCUUAAGUGGCCACUAAAAAUUGUUUCAGUACUUAUUUCGCGUCUUAGUAUUUACUAUAAUAGUUUUACUGAUCUAGUAGUACCACUAAGACUUCCAAAGAGGUCACUGAAAUUUAGUCACUUAAGUUACCACUAAUUCGACCAUUAAUGUGGCCACUGAAACGUCAGAACCCUUAAGUGGCCAAUAAAACUUCACGCAUUUAUUAUUUCCUGUUGGAGCACUCACGGAUUUUCAAUUUCGACACUUCUUCCAGAUCCGAGCCGGCUCAACCGGCCUCAUGUACCCUCCGUUGCCCACGGAAAACAUCCGAGAAGAGCCGGUCGUCGUGGCGCAAGAAGCCUUUGCGACGCGAUCCAAGAAGAUGUCUCAAGCGAGACCGCCACAGCCGCCGCCGCCGUCGAUGUCGCUCUUGAGGAAUCGCUCCAACACGGCCAGCACCAGGAAUCCGAGUACGACGAUGUCGCGCCACGUGUCGCGACAGACGACCCGCCCAUCGACAGAAGAUGAAGGCUUCUCGAUGGUUGGCGGUGGAAUGGCCAGCACUCAGGCUAAGGUGAACUGAUUUGCUAAGGAACCUCAAAAUAAAAUUAACCGAUCUGUGUUUCAAAUGACCUUGAAAUUCACCAAGAAGGUCUGAUAUAUCGAAAAAUGAUAGAACAUUUUCCACUGUAACGUAUUUCUCAAAAAUGUUGCAGUUUCUUCAGCACUGAAGUUUAUUUAUGCGCUAUAGUUUGACCACAUUUCGAAUGUCGUCGUUCAAGCUCCGCCCCUUAUUCGCAGAUCAAACCAAUCAGAGAGCGAGCCAUUCACAGAGCGUUGUUUUCUGCUUGACAUUCAAAAUCUAAAAUGACAAAUAUCCUAGCGCGAAUGUCGUUUUUAGUCGGGCGCAAACGCUUCGUCGUCGUGACGCGCCGCCUAUAGUUUGGUCAGGUUUUGAAUGUCAAGCCAUCGAUCAAGCUCCGCCCCUUAUUCGCAGAUCAAACCAAUCAGAGAGCGAGUCAUCCACAGAUCGUUUUCGGAUGACGUCAUUGACAUUCAAAAUCUGAACAGAAUAUACCGUUCCGGCGCGUUUUCGGAGUUUUCGAGAAGAUUUUGCGCUAAAAAAUUGGCAGCACCUAAACGAGAAGUUUUCCUAACUUCUAUAGGGACCACUUGAGCUUAGGGGCAGUGGGGUCAGACCCUAAACCCCUAUAGAGACCGCCUUGAUUUUACCUCUAAAGCGCCCACUUUUUCGGCACUCAAGAGGCUGUUUUUCCCACUAAACCCUAUAGGGACCACUUUUUAACUCCGAAGUUCGGCUCGUUCUUCCGCGCGUAGUCCAUUCAGUUAGACCUUGACGAGCUCGGAAUGUAGCGGAUAUUCUUGCUGAGCCCAGAGACCGUGUUCUAGGUGGAAGCCUCGUAUUAAGAGAGACCCUUUCGAGUGAAGACUUUACAAAAAGUUUCGACUUUUUCUCCUUUUUUAGCGGUUCCACCUUUUUUCAUAAGUUACCUUGGCCGUUUAUGAUCACAGAUUCGGAAUCAGCUCAAAAAAAUCACCUAGUGCGAAUCGGAUUUGUUGGGGCAUUUCUAGUGACCACUUUAGUAGCUUCAGCACUCUUAAGAGAUCCCUAGAAUUGCCCAGAAACGUCUGGAGCACGUCUGUUCCCCGUUAUCAAUCUCCACGUGAACACAUGAUCAUUUAGAAUUCCUUCAGAUAAUUUCCUGUCUCGGAAGGUCUUCUAAAAAUGUUUUUUGAAAGAUUGAAGCUUCCAAAAUAUGUCUAAAUAGCGAAAAGUUACUUUUUGCAGAUCAAAACCUUGUACAUUCUGGUCAACGACUACGCGAAAUACAUGGAAACGGAAGGGUUCAAAGUGCUGGAGGUCACGAAAAGAUCCAAACUGUUGGUAUUUAAAAGAAUUUAAUGAAAAAAUAUUCAAGAACCCUUGAUUUUUUCCAUUGAUUUUUUUUUUUAGCACUGAUCACCGAAAUUGGUUCAAAUUGACGAUGAAGCCCGGCUGCACCUACUCACCAUGGAUUGUGCUUUUCAAAGCCUCGCCAGGUUCAUUUUUCGAUUUCCAAACUUGGAAUUGAAAAAAGAAAAAUCGAUCUUUCAGGAGGUCUUCUCUUUGUGACGUUGACUUUUUCGGCCCCGUAUUUUUCGAUCCGUUUGUAUGAGCUGGAUCGUUCCCGUUUCGCGACGGCUGAUUAUUUUUUGGUAACUUUUGAUAAAUCUCCGUUUUAUGACCACAGAAUUGGACAUGAAAAAAAACUUGUUUUUUUCUGAAUCUUUUUAAAAAGUCAUUACUGUUUCAAAUGUUUUUUAAAUUUAGUAAAUAUUAUAUUGUAUAAUAAUAUGGCAGCUGUUCGAGAAAAAAAACCCACUCAGACAUUUUUCUUCAUGUUUCUGCGUCUCUCCAAACUGCUCUAUCUGGAAAAAUUUUUAUUGGCCACUAUAGAGGCUCGCCAAGGACUUCUUGGAGAGGACGCUAAAGUGGCCACUAUUUUCCGUUAUAGUGGCCACUUCAGUAGUUUUUUAUUUUUCAUCCAGUAUUCUUUCCAGUAACUCUGAUAAUUUUAAAACAAACACAUUGGACCAGUUAUGUUGAUCCAUUGACCCCUUAAGUGGCCACUAAAAAUUUUACUGGUCUAGUAGUAGCACUUAGACCUCUAUAGUGGCCCCUAAUUUUUAACCCCUUAAAUGGCCACUAAUUUGACUACUUAAGUGGCCACUAAAGUGUCAUAACCCUAUAGUGGCCACUAAACAUUUUCCCAGUAACCCAAUCUUGAAACUUUUUCAGCAAGACAAAAUGCUGGCCAACUUGAACCAAAGAGAAGAACUUGGCGAACUCGUACAGCAGUUUAAGGUAUACUGUACCUUUUUUUCAGCUGUGAUUAUAUUUUUUCCAGCUAUCCUGUCAUGCUCAUUCCUUCGCCUACGACUUCCAUCUGAGAGUCCUCAGCAAGCAUUUGGUCGGCAAGAGUACCGAGGAGGUAAUUUGGGAUAUAUUCCUAUAAAGCAAGGUCAUUUGCUUUUGGAGUUAGGAAGCUUCUGAAAAUUUGUCAGAAUAUCUCUUGAUGUACCAGAAAAUGGCUCUGAAAAUCUUGAUCUAUACAAAUUUUUAGUUUUCGAGGGCUCAAAGCCCAAAAAUGGCCUAUUUUAAUGAACCUUGAGGGCGCUUUUCGACUUAGAUUUGUCCUUUUUCACAUUUUCUUGAAGACAGAUGACCUUCCUUGUGAAGCUGUUUUUCUCAUUUUUCAUAAAACCUUAGUGUCAUGAGCUUUUCGAAAUGGAUUGAUUUGAAAAAUAACUGCUGCUUCUGAAUGAAUUUAUUUGGAAAAUUGUCCAUUUUCAGCCCCUUUUCUCGCCGCAUUUCAAUACGAUCGCCUUUUUGGGCGACUUCAUUGAGUACUACGGAUGCCGGCCGCUCAACACCAGGAACUGUGUUUAUGAAGGUGAAAAUAAUAAUAAAAGAAGGCUUUUAGAAAUUUUAGAAGUGAUGAUGUGGCCAUAGUUUCACAGAAGUAAAAUACGGUUUUAUUAGAUCGGACUCAGGAAAAAGCUUAUAGCUGAUUCAAGGCCACCGAAAAAAAAAAAUGGUUCUUCGAGCUGGGAAAAUUUUUGAAGUCACUGUAGAGGCUCACCAAGGACUACAUGGAGAGGACACUAAAGUGGCCACUAAAACCACACCUAAAGUGGCCAAUAAUUUGACUACUAUAGUGACCACUUAAACAUCAAAACCCUAAAGUGGUCACUAAUUUUCAACCCCUGAAGUGGCCACUAAUUUUACUACUAUAUUGGCCACUUAAACAUCAAAACCCUAUAGUAGCCUCUAACAAAUUUUCCCAGGACUUGGGGGAAAAAGAGAUAGUUUUUGGUUGGAGGAGAGCGCAGACAGGCCACGCCCCUUUGCGUCUCUAGGUGGCUUUGAACUGAGUAUAAAUUUUGUACAAUGUAUAUUUAUUUGAGGUUAGAAAAAGAAAAUUGUUACGGAGGUAAUGAUUUAAAAUACAAUACAGGACAGUUUGAGAAUCAAAAUAAUUUUUUCCAAACGCAAUUUGUCCCAGCUAGUUGUUCUUGAUGAACGUUGGAACAGUUACAAAUAUUCCAGAAGUUGACCCAAUUUUUCCAGAACGAGUCGAACAGCCCCUGGACCAAUCGGUGACCGGUGACGACCUCUGGACGCACCUUUUACAUCGCCAUCCCGAGCUGAACUUUACCGGCGUUUUCAAGCUGAAGGUGCUCAAAUUAUGUUCCAGAACGCGACCAAAAAGUUGACCGAAGCCGUCAAAAAAUUAACUUUUUCGUACGAAUCCAUCAAAACUUACAGAAAAUCGAAACUAUCAAAAAGCCCAAAGAACCGUUCGAGUACAUGCUUGUGGCUUACACGCAAAAAAGCCAAGUUUGCCGGAUUUCGUUCUUUUUUUCUUCUCUCACUGUGACCGUCGUUUGCUUGGAACUCAUCAAUUUUAACAUUUAACUGGGAGAAACCCUAGUGGUCACUUAGGUGGUUCCUCAAGAGUACUUGGAAAAGACACUAAAGUCGUCACUUAAACUGUUCUACAUUCCCCGCAUUAGUGGCCACUUUAGUGGUCAAGUAGUACCAAUUAGACUUUAAAAAAAACCACUAUUAUUCAGCCACUUGAGUGGUUGCUAAUCCGACUACUAUAGUGGCCACUUAUACUUUAAAACCCCAAUGUGGCCACUCAAACUUUCCCCAGUACUUAUUUUGCGUCUUAGGGAUCACUUCAGUAGUUUUAGUGGUCAAGUGUACUACUCAGACUUCUAAAGAGGCCAGUACAUCUUAGCCACUUAAGCGGCAAUUAAUCCGAUCCCCAUAGUGACCACUGAAACGUCAAAACCCUAAAGUAGCCACUUAAAACUUCCCUCAGUCAUGUUUUGGUCCCUUUUCACCGUUCAAUAUGUCGCUUUGUCUGCUUUUUUUCAGCCGCGAGCGUGUUUUUUAAUUAAUUUUUUGGUGAUGUUCUAGAAAUUUAUUCAGAAAAUUGAAAAAAAUUAUUUUUUUAGCUUACCCUUAACAGCUUUUUUGUGUGUCGAUUCUUGUGGGUGUUUUGAAAAUAUGAUUUUUAAAAAAAGAGGAAAAAGGUAUAUUUCUUCAGCGCCGUGACAUUCUCCGAGUGGUUCUCUAUGAAAAAACGGACCGAGUUUUGAAUCAGCCGGAGCCGCAAAUCAAGCUCUUGUUCUUCACGAUGUUUGUCGAUAAUAGCAAUGGUAAGAGAGUGAUUUUAUGAAAAAAAUAGGUACGGAAGUUCAAAAAAAGACAGGUUUUUGAAAAGAACGUUUUUGUAAAGGUGUAACGGAAAAAAAAAUUCAAAGUUGAUCCACAAAAAUUCAUGAUCCGAAUCAAAAUGCUCAAAAUCGGGUAAAAACGACUGUUCUGAACUUUUCAGCGUGUCCGCCUCCAUAUAAGGGAAUGAUAAAACUUCAAGGUUCCAAAAAAGAUCCCUUUAUGAAGAGUUUUCUCUUCUAAAUUUUUUACCAAUUCACAGACUUUAUGAAGAGUUUUCUCUUUUAAAUUUCUACUUUAUUCAAGCUUCAAAAACUGUCCUUCAGUCCUUCCACUCAUCGAAGAUUGGAUCCCGACCGGCAAAAAACGCAAAAGAGGCCGCCGUCGGAUCAUGCACCUGGUCGGUGGCGCGUUCCGUCAUGUCAACGAAUCGGACGACGAGAGUCUGAGCCCGGAAGACGUGUCUGAAUCGACGCCGACCAGGGAGGUCGAGUCCGAGAGCUUCGACGACGCCGGCUCCGAAGGAAGCAUGACCACCGUCCUUUUUGUGGACGACGAGGAGGAGAGGAGUCGGCUGAUGAGCAUGAUUCGGUAAGUUCAAUCAGAAGUUUUACAGUGAACUUAUCUCCGAAAAGUUUGAAAGAACCCCAAAUUUUAUAGACUGAGCGGAGGCAAAGGCGUCGACCCGGAAACUGGCUUGACAGUAGCGACGAACUUGUUCGGAUACCAGAACGUUGAGGUCGAUACAACCAACUUUGACGUUCCAACGACCUCGUCCAUGUCUGCUUCAUCCGUGAGGAAGAGGUCUAGCGACAGCCUCCUCCGAGGACAAGCUCCACCAGCGCCGCCUUUCCUCCGUCUUCGGACCAGAGCCUCAAGGAACCUACCACCGCUCCCGAUUCCCCCGAGAAGGCCUCUGGACGAUGAUGAACUUUCAACUUCGCCAACCGCUUCAACUCCCAUCACUGCCAUUCCGGCCGCACUUUACAAAGUCCGCUUCCCAGAUGAAUCGACACCUUCACAGGCCUCACCACCUCCCCCUAACGAGUUCCCCUUCCCGAUCCCAUUGCCCCUCGAAGACUGGGACCUGCCCGUCGGACCUGACUACGUUAGCCCGACUCCUCGGGAAGUCUCCAUGCCGAUUCCAAUGCCGAUCGCAGAACAUAUCAAUCCGAAAGACUUCCCCGAGUGCUCGUCCUCGUCCGCAUCGUUAGUUUGGAGAGGGACUGAACUUGAAAAGGGAAGAAUUCAGGAUGAGAAGACGUUAUGCGAGUGGCAAGACGUGGCAGGAGCUGCAGCAGCCGCCGAAACCGCCUGCUCAGACUAGUUUUGGUAGGCUUUUGAGAAAAAGGAUUAUCUAAUCAGCGUCGAUAGGAUCUUUAGUAGCUUCAUAACAAUUUUAGAAAAGGUAAAGAUUUUCUAUAGGUUCUCUGAAAGCGAUUCUGUGACAGGUUCGAAAGAAAAAAUUGGGUCAUUACUUUUUUUUCAACAAAGUUAUCAGAAAGUUCCAAAAAUGACAUCAUUUUCAUCAAAUUUGCAGAUGCCGAAGAAAUCCUGAACGCCGAAGAAGCUCUGGACACGCUGGACGAGAACGAACCCUUCCCUUUCCAAAGAGGAGCGGCACAAGACUCGAUCAGCUCUUUGCGACGUCAUCGGAAGCCCCCUCCGCCACCGCCCCCUCCGACGACGACGACGACACCCGCGACGACGUCCGAAGAAGCCAUUCCGGAUGAAUCCAUCACCUACAUACAAUACCAGAGCUCCCGGCAGCGUUCUGUUCAAAGAGUCUGACGGAUCUGCCACCUGGAGAUGUUCAAAAACUUUUUAGGAGCUGGAAGACGUCACGACUCAAUAUCGACAUCAUCUGAAGCGAAUCAUUGCCGAUGGACAGGUUCAGUGCAGGACGGACCAGCUUUGGAACAAAGUACAGCUUUUUCUGGACUCUUGAUAAGGAUUCACUGAAGUCAAUGAAAAAAAUGAAGAUCCCUGCAGAGUUUAAAGGCGCAGAUGAGGUCUUAACGCGAAAUUUUUGUAGGAUAUUUAUUCGAAUUCUUUCCAAGCAUCAACUAGAAAGCAUCAAUGGAUCGAAUAUAAUUUUAAAAAGGGUACUGAAUUCAAAACAAUUCCAGGCCAAGGAGAUGCCGACACCAAGAGAGAUCAAGCCGGAAUCGACCCUCGCAAGGAUUUUCAGCGCUUUUAGGUACCGUAUCCUGGAUUACUGUACUUUUUAGAGUAUGCAUUUUCGCUUUGAAACUACCUGAGAUGUAAUUGGUGUAGGAAACUCACAAAAAGGCUAGAAGCUUAGAAAUUCUUAGACCACCUUUGGAAAAUUUUUCAGGGCCUUAGAAAUUUUUGAAGGCUACUGAUAUAUUUCAAAAAGACCUCUAAAAGUUUAAAAUAAGUGUUGAGUUUUGACGGAACUUUUAAAAGUUAAAAUUACCAUUAGAAGUUUUAGAAAAACUAAAAGUAGAAAGCUACGGAAGACUAAAGAAAUACAGAAAUUUUUUGGAGGCUCUGGGAAUUCCAAAAACUUUUAAUGUGUUCUAAAAAAUUUUUGGACCUUGAUAACGUGAACCGGACGAGUCAGGGCAUUUCUAGGGACCCCUUUAGUAGCGUUAGUACUCUUAAAUGAUCCCUAGAAUCGCUCAGAAAAAAAAAACUAAAGGAUUUUGAAAAAAUAUGUAUAUGCCAGCUAUUUUUUCAGACAGAAGACAACGGAUCCUUAUGAAGACGUCCGCUGCGUUCAGAACUUCUCCCUGACUGCCCAAGAAAUGACGGCGUUGCUGAUGAUGGUCCGACUGAAGCCGUUGAAAGAUUACGCCGAUAGGUUCUGAUAAUCUUGACGUCUUCCGAAUUUUAGAGGAAAAUAUUCAGAGCGGAUAAGGUUUUGGAAAAGAUGGGAUCGGCUAGACUUUGCCGCUUCUUGCUCUUGAGAUUCGGCGCGUCGCGAUGUCGCUUCUUCGAUUUUCCGAAGGUCGCGAGAAAGGUAAAAAGCAAGAUAUGCAACUUCGGAAUGGCUCGCAGCGUCGCUGUUGCGCCCGACAUUGGGCGGUUUUCCUCAUGUGUUUUAGGAUGCCCCUGAGCGAGAGCAGUUUGUGUGUCGGCCUCGGUGCUUUCAAAAGUGAGGAUGAAUAUUUUAAAGUUGCGCCCGACCUUGAGCGACUUCUCUCCUGUGUUUUAGGAUGCCCCUGAGCGAGAGUAGUUUGUGUGUCGGCCUCGGUGCUUUCAAAUAUAAGGAUAAAUAGUUCGAAGCUGCGUCCGACCUUGAGCGACUUCUUUUAUGUGUAUUAGGAUGCCCCUGAGCGAGAGUAGUUCUUAGUCGGCGGCGCUGAAGGCAGCACCUUAGUUUUAUGCAAUGUGGCAUUUUGAAGCAUAGGUGGAGUAAAAGUGAAAAUUAUGGGAAACCUAUGGGAAAAAGGUAACCGCGAAGCAACCGCGACGCGUCGAGCCAUUCUCGUAAAAAGGCCUUUUCCAAAAACUUGACCUGUCAUUCCAGUACAUGAUGGUGAUCAACGACGAGGAUCCGAACUUGGUCUUCUUCCUUUACGCCGACGGAGCCGAGGCCCCAACUUUGUGGGCCGCUUUCAAAGAAGAUCCCGAAGCUGGCGAGGCGAUGCCGAUGACUGAAUUUCAGUAGGCUUUUUUCAAGAUUUUAGAGUUUUCGGAGCUUUGAGAGUUCGUUAUGAGCUUUUCCGAGGCCUCUAGCAAAAACAGCCGGCCUGAUCUAAAGAGUGCAAAUUUUCGUCGAAUCAAAAAUCAGACCUUUUUUAAGACCAAAAUCAUAUUUUAGUUGAUUUUUCAACUUGAAAUUCAACAGAAACCAUCUUUUAACUCAAGUAAAAAGAUUUUCUCGGAGUUUCAAAAUUCUAUUUGAAGCCUGGGGGACCAAUUCUUCCUCUGUCGCACGGUUUCAAAGCGUGACGUCAUAGCGAAAAAAACAGCUAAUUUUGGAAGCAACAGUGACGUCACUAUUGAGCGAAAAUGACGUCAUGUGACGUCAAAAAUCACUCACGGAGCUGUGCGCUGCCAUUUGAGGAAGGUGCGACAUGACGUCAAUAUUAAAUUCAACCGCUGCCCAUGUAUGAACCUGGCCCAAGCCCGCCCGGGCUUCUUCCUAGAAUAAUGAGGCCUAAAGUCGCACAGCCUAACUCACAAGCUUCAUCGGAGCUUUCUAGAGAAAAUUAGAAAAAAUUUCAAUUCCAGAAAACAGCGAUGGACAAAGGCCGUGAAGGAACUGUGCACUUGUGUGGUCGGCUUCGUCUGGAGCGACCUCAUCCUUCAUCCCUUCAGCACGACCAAUGAAAACGAAACCUCGAAUCCGCCCAAGUUUGAGUACUCCCCGCCGUCUCCUCAGACCUGA